UCACAUCUUUCUAGCAGAGUGACAGAGAGAGAGGUAGAGGGAAAGAGAGAGAGUAAGAGGUGUACAGACAGACGGAGAGUGAAAGUAGGGCAGCGGAAGGAAGAACAGAGAGAGAGACUACUUCUUGCUAUUCCACGAUUGCUGAGAGAGAUUUGACCAUGAAGCUCUUCUGCCUCUUGUUCCUGCUGGGUGUGUCUACAGUUCAGGCAGCUCAUCAGGACACCUCCAGGGUCUACCCCACCGUAACCUCGCAACUCCAGCCCCAGACGCAGCCUCCAGCCGAGGCCAAGUCCCGCUUUGCCAUGCUGGACGAUGUCCGUCUCCUUGCCAACGGCUUGCUCCAACUGGGUCAGAGCCUCAGGGAGUUUGUCCACAAGACCAAGGCCCAGAUCAACGACAUCUUUCAAAAACUCAACAUCUUUGACCGCUCUUUCUACCAGCUCUCUGUGGUCACCUCUGAGAUAAAGGAGGAAGAGGAGGAGCUGAAGAAGACCACCACAUUCCUCAAGGCCAACAACGAGGAGAUCCGGAACCUGUCACUGGAGAUCAACUCCAAGAUCAACAGUAUCCUGCAAGAGAGGAGCCAGCUGCAGAGUAAAGUAGGAGGGCUGGAGGAGAAACUGAAGGGACUGUCGGAGAGCAUGAUACCCGCAGAGCAGCUCAACGAGAUCAAGUCACUCAAGGAUGUGAUUGAGACUCAGGAGAGGACCAUCACGGACCUGCUGAAAGCUGUGAGGGAGCAGCACGAUCAGCUCAACCACCAAAAGACUAAGAUCAAGACUCUGGAGGAAAAGAUCAGCAUUGACAAUUUCCAGGACACGACUGACAAAGCAGCUGAUUCCAACUCGGAGACGCCAGACAUGUUCGGAUACCUGACAGGCAACUCCACUGGUCCGGACACAGACCUACCCAUGGACUGCAGUGAUCUGUUCAACAGAGGCGAGAGAAACAGCGGGGUGUACUCUGUCAAGCCAAACCAGUCUGAGCCUUUCAACGUGUACUGUGAACUGACCUCAGAGGGAGGAUCAACAGUCAUCCAGAGCAGGGAGGACGGGUCUGUGGAUUUUGACCAGGCAUGGGAGAAGUACGAGAACGGAUUUGGGGAUCUGGAAGGAGAGUUCUGGCUGGGCCUGAGGAAGAUCCACAGCCUUGCUGGUCAGGGUGAAUCUAUCCUGCGUAUUGAGCUGGAGGACUGGAAGGAGGAGAGGAGGUCUGUAGAGUACCAGUUCACCCUGGAGGGACCCCAGGCCCACUACACCCUCCACCUCACCCACCUGUCUGGUGAUCUGCCCGACGCCAUGGGCAACCACAGUGGCAUGAGGUUCUCAACCAAGGACAGAGACAACGACAACCACCAGGACUCCAACUGCGCCAAAAACUACACAGGUGGCUGGUGGUUCAAUGCCUGUGGUGACACCAACCUGAACGGCAGGUACAUGUGGCUGAGGUCAAAGGGUCGUUCCAUGAGGAGGAAAGGAAUCCAGUGGAAACCUAUGGGGACCUCAUACUCUCUCAAGACCACCAAGAUCUCCAUACGACCCGCCUCACCCGCCCCCCCCCCCCCCCACCCCCAUACGACCCGCCUCACCCGCCCCCCUCACCUCAAGCCCCCCAUAACCACUUCAGAGCAGCUUUCAUCAGGACACUCCAAGGGUCUAUCCCACCGUACCCUCCGCAACUCCAGCCCAGACGCAGCCUCCGCCGAGGCCAUGAUCCGCUUUUCCAUGCGUGGACGAUGUCCGUCUCUUGCCAACGGCCUUGCUCCAACUGGGAGAAGGAGGAGGCUGAAGAGACCACUCACAUUUCCUCAGGCCAAAACAGAGGGAGAUCGGAACCUGUCACUGGAGAUCAAUCCAGAUCAACAGUAUCCUGCAGAGAGAGGAGCCAGCUGCAGAGAUGUGAUUGAGACUCAGGAGAGGACCAUCAACGGACCUGCUGAAAGCUGGGAGAUCAACAGUCAUCCAGAGCAGGGACGGACGGUCUGUGGAUUUGACAGCAUGGAGAAGUACGAGAACGGAUUGGGGAUCUGGAAGCUGGAGGACUGGAAGGAGGAGAGGAGGUCUGUAGAGUACCAGUUCACCCUGGAGGGACCCCAGGCCCACUACACCCUCCACCUCACCACCUGUCUGGUCAUCUGCCCGACGCCAUGGGCAACACAGCAGGUACAUGUGGCUGAGGUCAAAGGGUCGUUCCUGAGGAGGAAAGGAAUCCAGUGGAAACCUAUGGGGACCUCAUACUCUCUCAAGACCACCAAGAUCUCCAUACGACCCGCCUCACCCGCCCCCCUCACCUCAAGCCCCCCAUAA
Molecule: messenger RNA, 2306 nt
Organism: Salvelinus sp. IW2-2015
Lineage: Eukaryota; Metazoa; Chordata; Actinopteri; Salmoniformes; Salmonidae
Source: RefSeq, a predicted model, not a curated record